CAAUAUUGAGACUUUGUCUUGUGAAGAGGGAGUGAAAAUUCUUAUCCCUUACGUAGGAAUGACUCCUAUUAUAUGAGAGCUUACAAGAAAUUUAAAUUACAAAAGUCUAUACAAAGAUGAAUUGUAUCCUAACUAUGCUAUUAUGUCUAUGUUCUAAUAUUUAUGAUUUCGGUCUCAUUUGCAUGAAAUUUCUUUAGAAAUUCAUUCUUCCUAUUCUCGAUUUUCUUUGCGUAUCAGGAUGAAAAGUGUCUCUCACAAGAUGUUGGAUUACAGGCUACUUGGCCAUGCCAAAACUAUUAUCCUCUUUAUUAUUACUGUUGCUGCUAUGUUCUCUAUUUUCUCUGCAGAUGGUAUCGUCUCCCAGGUUCAUCUCCAAUCUUCUGCCAUUGAAAUUGAAGUUUCAGAGGUUUUUCAGAUUCAUACGACUGAAAGAAGAAUAAAGUCAACGGUUGCUGGCAUACCAUUGCGUAUUACACAGCAAGAGAUUAAAGAAGUUCGUAGUGCAAAUCAGAAUUCUCUAAAUCCUCCGCUCAAUGUCACAGAAGAAGAAAGAAUUGAGUGGUUCCGGAAAAAGCUGCCUGAAUUUGAGAUUUUCACGUCCAACAACUUGAGUCGGAAAUUUCACAGGCGAAUUCAGGAAUUUUUCAACAAUAAUAAAUGUGAAGUUCAAUUUUUCAUGACAUGGAUCUCACCAGCAGAAUCCUUUGGAAGAAGAGAUUUCUUGGCCAUGGAGAGCCUAUUCAAAGUCCACCCUCAUGGAUGCUUAGUGAUUCUAUCAGGAACUUUGGACUCCAUGCAAGGCUACAGGAUCCUGAAACCGCUACUUGAUCGCGGGUUCAAAGUUUCUGCAGUUACACCUGACUUGGCCUUUCUGGUCAAGAACACCCCAGCAGAAUCUUGGCUUCACGAGAUGAAGAGCGGGAACAAGGAUCCUGGUGAAAUUCCAUUAGCUCAGAAUCUUUCUAAUCUUAUUAGACUCGCAACUUUAUUCAAGUAUGGAGGUGUCUACUUGGACACGGAUUUCAUCGUCCUAAAAAGUUUCGCGGGAUUGAGCAAUUCAAUUGGAGCACAAAGUAUUGAUAUGGCGUCCAAAAACUGGACCAGAUUGAAUAAUGCAGUUCUGGUUUUCGAUAGUAAUCAUCCACUUUUAUUCAAAUUCAUACAGGAAUUUGCUGCAACUUUUGAUGGAAAUAAAUGGGGUCACAAUGGACCCUACCUGGUCUCCAGAGUAGUUGAGAGGGUUGCCGGAAGACCUGGAUAUAACUUUACAGUUAUGCCGCCUAUGGCUUUCUACCCCGUUGAUUGGAUUAGAAUAGGCGGAUUUUUUAGGAAACCAGAAAACCGGGCUGAUUCUAGAUGGGUAAAAGCCAAGUUGCUUCAGCUUAGUGGAGAGACUUAUGGGGUACAUUUAUGGAACAGGCAAAGCAGUAGAAUCAGAAUCGAAGAAGGAAGUGUCAUGGCCGGGUUAAUCUAUGAUCAUUGUGUCAUUUGUCAAUACGUAUACAGCUCUUGAAGAAUAUCCAAGAAAUGAAAAAUCCGAUGAUAAUCGAUAUACCAGUGAAAGUCAGAGCAAGAGUUGACAGGCCAAUCAUGAAUCACAAUUAAAGAAUGGGUAUACUCUGUUCUACUGCUUGCUUUGAAAAGCACUUGUUUCUUUCUGAUAAUAUUUUUUAUCUUUUAUUUCUAGAUUCCAUUUUUCUUUCACUUUUCAGUCCUUUCGAUCUUUGAUCCCCGUGUAAAUAUGGAAAUUGUUUGAUGAAAAAUUUCACACAAACAAUAAAAUAAAAGUAGAGCUACUCAGUUUUCUGACA
Messenger RNA from Hevea brasiliensis (rubber tree), 1811 nucleotides. RefSeq lists its product as uncharacterized. NCBI's taxonomy places the organism in Eukaryota, Viridiplantae, Streptophyta, Magnoliopsida, Malpighiales, Euphorbiaceae. The record is from RefSeq and is a predicted model, not a curated record. The coding region runs from base 239 to 1513 and encodes 424 amino acids. The transcript has a single exon.